Molecule: messenger RNA, 3634 nt
Organism: Physcomitrium patens
Lineage: Eukaryota; Viridiplantae; Streptophyta; Bryopsida; Funariales; Funariaceae
Product: FT-interacting protein 3
Source: RefSeq, a predicted model, not a curated record
CCCCGAAUCCCCCAGAACAGUGACUCCACUUGUGACGCUGCCCCACGGCCGGGACCCGAAUCCUGUUGCCGCAAUUACUCGUGCAACUUGGCCACGUCACUAGUGGGCGAUUGUCUGCGUUGGGAAGGCUCGGUCUUGUUUGUUACACAGGAGAAAUCAUUGGGUUGUCAAGCUCAAGGCUAGUCUGUAUCCUCCAUCUUAGAAAUCGACAGGCGGGGGCUGCACGCAGAAUUCUUUCGGGGCCAACGAUCAUGGCAGCGGUUGCAGAUGAGUGGCGUGGUGUCUCUAGUGGUUUGGUCUAAUGGUACAAGCGCUAGGAAGAGAUAAGAAAUGGGAUAAUUGAGAGGGCGUUGAUUGAUGUGUGAACCGAGGUUCGUUGACUCGGUCGAUGGGGUUCACUGCAGGUUAGAGAGUUCGAGAUAUUGUGAAAACGAUGGUGAGCUUGGUGUUGCGGUUAGUCUAGAACGAGAGCUAGAGGAUCUUGGUUUGAAGAGAGUAUUCGCGUCGGUGGCUGGUGGUGGAAGUUGGUGGUAGCCAUGGCGCGCAAGCUCAUCGUGGAGGUUGUUGCUGCCAAGGCGCUAAUGCCCAAGGAUGGUCAAGGCUCCACGAAUGCGUACUGUGUGUUGGAUUAUGAUGGUCAGCGCAAGAGGACUAGGGUGAAGCCUAAAGACCUCGAUCCAGUAUGGAAUGAAAAGUUUGAGUUCACGAUUACGGAUGUCGCAAUGCCGGGAGAUUUGGAGAUAAACAUCCAAAACGAAAGGAACAGUGGCACUGGCAGGCGAAGUAGUUUCUUGGGGAAGGUCACCGUGCCUGUUAGCAUGGUUCCGAACAGACCUGAAGCUGUCAGAUGGUUUCCCUUGCAGAAGCGAGGUCUCUUCUCACAUAUCAAAGGAGAUUUGGGGCUCAGGAUUUGGUGGCAACCAACCGAUUCGGUUACGAAAUCCUAUGAAGGAGAUGGUGUCUACAGUGAAGGCCGCGUCAGACAAGAUCCUUUCGAAGGUGGAGGAGUAAGGCCGAACAAAAAUGUAGCCAUGCCAGACAGGCAGCCAGAUCCAAGGCCCAACUCAGUGACUGUCCCAGAAAACGAUUUCUUCGUGAAGGAAACCAAUCCUGACUUGGGGAAGGCCGUUGAUCAUAAACAGCACUUCGACCUUGUUGAGGGGAUGAUGUAUCUGUUUGUGCGCGUGGUUAGGGCGCGGGGCCUCCUCGGAAAGGAUACAACUGGACUGAGCGAUCCUUACUGUAAGAUUACCGUAGGGCCUGUGAAAACGGUGACCAGGGUCUUUAAGAGAAGCCUAAACCCCGAGUGGAAUGAAGUUUUUGCGGUCGGCAGGGACAAAAUUCAAGGCGGAUCCCUUGAGGUUUCAGUAUGGGAUGAAGACAAGCUUACUGGGGAUGACUUCCUUGGAGGUUUCAUGGUGGACUUGCACGGCGUUCCCUUGAGGAAGCCUCCGGAGGCUCCGCUUUCUCCACAGUGGUACAGGCUGGAGGCAAAGACCGGCACAGAAAAUGUCAGAGGAGAGAUCAUGGUGGCAAUUUGGUGGGGCACACAGGCUGACGAGGCUUUCCCUGACGCCUGGCAAUCCGACACCGGUGGACAGGCCCAAUUUCGCCAGAAAGUCUAUCUGUCACCGAAAUUGUGGUAUUUAAGGUGUAAUGUAAUCGAAGCUCAGGAUUUGGUGUCACAUGAUAAUCGCCCUCUGGAGCCGUACGUCAAAGUAUUCGUAGCUCCGUAUCAGACGUUGCGGACAAGACCAUCUCCAACUGGAACGGGUAGUCCCUUCUGGAACGAGGACUUGAUGUUUGUUGCUGCGGAGCCAUUCGAAGACAUCAUGUAUCUUGAUGUUUUAGAUCGAGAUGUGGUUCUGGGGCAUGCAAGGGUUCCACUUAACAGCAUUGAACGCCGAAUCGAUGGUCGUCCAGUUGCCUCCAGGUGGUAUGUUCUGGAUAGAGGGGGUGGAACAGGUGGAUCUUUUUUGGGCCGAAUUCAUCUUCGUCUCUGCUUUGAUGGUGGUUACCAUGUCAUGGACGAGUCGCCGAACUACAUCAGUGACACGCGACCUACUGCGAGGCACCUUUGGAGGCGCCCUUUGGGCGUCCUGGAGCUUGGCAUACAUGGAGCCAACAACCUACUUCCAAUGAAGACUACGAAGGACCACCGGGGAAGCGUUGACGCGUACUGUGUCGCUAAGUAUGGACCCAAGUGGAUUCGCACUCGCACCAUCUUCGACAGCUUCAAUCCUCGUUGGCAGGAGCAGUAUACGUGGGAGGUUCACGAUCCCUGUACGGUUCUCACUGUCAGUGUGUUUGACAACAGACACACAGUUCCGGCGGGAGACGCAGUGUCGGUGAAAGACUUGCCAAUUGGGAAGGUGCGAAUUAGGCUGUCUACGCUGGAGAGUGACCAUGUGUACACGAACGCUUACCCUCUGCUGGUUGUAACACCCCAAGGAGUGAAGAAAAUAGGCGAAGUGGAACUAGCUAUCCGCUUCUCUUGUGCCUCUACAAUGAAUCUUAUACACUCGUAUCUCCAGCCCCAGUUGCCAAAAAUGCACUAUUUCUAUCCUCUUGAUCCUAGGCAGAUGGAGAGCCUCCGAAUGGCUGCCAUGAAUAUUGUAGCACUCAGGUUGAUGCGCUCUGACCCUCCUUUGAGGCAAGAAGUUGUCCAAUUUAUGUUGGACACGGAAGCAGAGCGUUGGAGCAUGCGCAGAAGUAAAGCUAACUACUAUAGAAUAAUGGGUGUGCUGAACGGGGUGUUAGCUGUGAUGAACUGGUUUACAGACAUCUGCAGUUGGAAAAGCCCGGUUACCACAGUACUUGUGCACAUCCUGUAUUUGAUUCUUGUGGGGUAUCCGGAGCUCUUCUUGCCUACGGUGUUCUUGUACAUGUUCCUGAUCGGGUCUUGGAGCUACCGCUUUCGUCCACGGACGCCCCCCUUCAUGGAUGCCAAGCUCUCUCAAGGAGAAUACAUUGGUGACCCUGAUGAACUUGAAGAAGAGUUCAACGUGGUGCCGGCCAACAGAGCCCAAGAGGUCCUGAAAUAUAGAUACGAGAGGCUGCGUGGUGUUGCUGGUCGAAUUCAAAACGCUUUGGGUGAUCUUGCUAGUAUGGGAGAGAAGCUUCAGUCCUUGCUCAGUUGGCGUGACCCAAGGGCAAGUGCAGUAUUCAUUGCUUUCUGCUUGACAUCAUCUAUCCUUUUGUACGUAACACCAUUCCAAGUGGUGGCAGUGCUGCUGGGAGUAUAUGCAUUGCGGCACCCUCGGUUCCGUGAUCCUCUGCCUUCCAUACCCUUGAACCUAUUUAAGAGGCUACCUUCACAGGCUGACCGUAUUCUAUGAGGGUUUGUGCGCAGACCAUGCUUGCAUAAGUGGGCAUGUGCUAUUCUUAACCAGCGUUGCGUGAGUUCCUCUCUUUGUUAAUUUUGUACCAUGUCUAAACCAAAACAUUUUCGUGUAUUAUUUAGGUACUGGGAAUUUGCUCCUUUACAUUAACCCCGGGAUAUGCUCUCUGCCACUGCUUAGUUUUAAAACCGUUUUAGGCUUUUACUUACGAUUUAAAAACCUUGGAUUAUAUUGACUGCACUGCCACAACUUACUGAAAGAUUGGCAAUAAAGAUCACUAUUAUAAGAACGAA